AUGGUGCAGCCCACGACCCAUAUGUGGAUGAAACCCGCGCCAAAGUUUCUGCAGCGAUUCUCUGAGUUGCGUUCCGGAAUCAAAGAUGUAUCUAGCCUACGCACAUGCACUUAUCCCGAUAACGAUGACGAUUCCGUUUUGAAUAGAGAAAAAGCAAAAAAAACACUCACUAACGCUUCUGGACUGAGUACCCACGUAUGCAGAGCUCUCGGCGAUAAAACUUCGGCUCUUAACGCCGUCGGUGACAGGAUACGCGCGAUUAAUGCGUUUGGAGACAGAACGGAUGCGAUGAAUGCUCGAGGCGACAAGAAACGGAUACAAUGCCCCACCUUUCCGUGUUGUCAGCGUCCUUCUCCGGUUUCUGACGAAGAUGACAAGAAUCUAUUUGGUUACUGCUCUCACCACCAUAUUAAAUUCAAAUUCAUACCAGCUCUCGUGCCUUGGCAAGGUCGUGUGUACGAACGUAUGAUCAAGUUUUUCGAGGUCACUUUUAAAGCUGCUAUCAGGAACACCAAAGUGGAACUGGAAGAAUUCUCUACAUCAGCAAAGGAAUGCGAAGCGAUUGUAAAUUGUGGACCAAUCACUUACGAUUACAACGACAUCGACUCGGGAUAUCCACUACGACCGUCUUCGGGCUUUCUCCUCAUUGGACAGAUUUCCCAAUCUUGUGGUGUUAAUCCCACUGUACAACUGAUCUGUAAUACAAAA
Messenger RNA from Ostertagia ostertagi, 708 nucleotides. NCBI's taxonomy places the organism in Eukaryota, Metazoa, Nematoda, Chromadorea, Rhabditida, Trichostrongylidae. The record is from the annotation of a GenBank genome assembly.